Phacochoerus africanus (Common warthog) is the source of this 5974-nucleotide messenger RNA. It is a transcript of the gene CBX6, whose product is annotated as chromobox 6. The record is from RefSeq and is a predicted model, not a curated record. The transcript has 5 exons. NCBI's taxonomy places the organism in Eukaryota, Metazoa, Chordata, Mammalia, Artiodactyla, Suidae. Bases 97 to 1347 code for a protein of 416 amino acids.
GCCCGCCGGGCCUAUGCGCUGCGGCGCGUGCGCGAGCGGUGCAGCACCGGCCGCGGGAGCAGGGAGUAUUAUGGGCUGUGGGUGCCGCUGAGCAAGAUGGAGCUGUCUGCAGUGGGCGAGCGGGUCUUCGCGGCCGAAUCCAUCAUCAAACGGCGGAUCCGAAAGGGACGCAUCGAGUACCUGGUGAAAUGGAAGGGGUGGGCCAUCAAGUACAGCACUUGGGAGCCCGAGGAGAACAUCCUGGACUCGCGGCUCAUUGCAGCCUUCGAGCAGAAGGAGAGGGAGCGUGAGCUGUAUGGGCCCAAGAAGAGGGGACCCAAACCCAAAACUUUCCUCCUGAAGGCGCGGGCCCAAGCAGAGGCCCUCCGCAUCAGUGAUGUGCAUUUCUCCGUCAAGCCGAGUGCCAGCGCCUCCUCGCCCAAGCUGCAUUCCAGCGCUGCCGUGCACCGGCUUAAAAAGGACAUCCGCCGCUGCCACCGCAUGUCCCGCCGCCCCCUGCCCCGCCCAGACCCCCAGGGGGGCAGCCCGGGCCUGCGCCCGCCCAUCUCCCCCUUCUCCGAGACGGUGCGCAUCAUCAAUCGCAAGGUCAAGCCGCGGGAGCCCAAGCGGAACCGCAUCAUCCUGAACCUGAAGGUGAUUGACAAGGGGCCGGGCGGCGGAGGUGGCGCUGGGCAGGGGGCCGGGGCCCUGGCCCGCCCCAAAGUUCCCUCGCGGAACCGCGUCAUUGGCAAGAGCAAGAAGUUCAGCGAGAGCAUCCUGCGCACCCAGAUCCGCCACAUGAAGUUCGGUGCCUUCGCUCUGUACAAUAAGCCCCCGCCCGGCCCUCUGCCGCCCCCGCCAGCCGGCAAGGCCGAUGUCGCCACCUCCCCCGGCCCCGGGCUGCUCCUGGCAGCCCCGGGUGCCACCUACGACGCCCGCAGCUCCAGCUCCUCCGGCUGCCCCUCGCCGGCCCCGCAGUCCUCCUCCGACCCAGAUGACGCGCCCCCCAAGCUGCUCCCCGAGACCACGAGCCCAUCCGCGCCCGACUGGCGGGAGCCCGAGGUGCUUGACCUGUCCAUCCCUCCCGAGGCGGCAGCCACCAGCAAGCGAGCGCCUCCCGACGUCACCACCGCUGCCAGCCAGGCCCUCCCCGCAGCCCCGGAGCCUGCAGCAGCGGCCUCGGAGCCCGAGGCUGGGGACUGGCGCCCCGAGAUGUCACCCUGUUCCAACGUGGUCGUCACCGACGUCACCAGCAAUCUCCUGACCGUCACUAUCAAGGAAUUCUGCAACCCUGAGGAUUUCGAGAAGGUGGCCGCAGGGGUUGCAGGCGCCGCAGGGGUGGGUGGCGGCAGUGGGGUGAGCAAGUGAGGGGGCUCCACCGAGGAGGGGGGCUGGGGGGCCCUCCUCCCCAAAGUGGUCCUCUUGCCCCCGCCCCCUCCCCACCCUCGGACAACCCUGCCUGUGCUUUGCUUGUUUCCAUGGCUUGGUGUUGACCCUGGGAUGGGGCUGGGCAGUUGGAGCCCCCCUGCCCAGGCCCAGUGGGAGGGGCAGUCUGGACCGGUUGGGGCUGGGGGAGGGCGAGGGUGCUAGGAAGACCUCCCUCUUGUCUCUUGGCACCCUCCCUGCCCACCCCAGUGGCGCCUGCUGGGUAGCUCCUGGGGAGCCCUAGGGCCUGGGGCACAGCUGCCCCCCCACAUCCCACCCCGUCUCUCCCCAGCUUGCUUCCAGCUCUCGUGCACACAGCAUCUGGUUUCUCGGUGCUAACCCGGCAGCUGCAGGGCCCCCCAGCUUGGGCACCGUCUCUUUCCUCCUCCCAGAUGCCUGGGCGGGAGGGGCAGGGAUGGGAAAGAUAGAGGGAGGUUGAGGUGAAGCUGGCCUUGGCCCCUCCCCCCUACAUCAAGGAGGGCGACAGGAGCGGGCCCGCUUUUGGCUGAGACCCAAGCAGGUCCCCCUGGGUCCCACCCCAUCCCUUUCCUAAUCCCUCUCUUGAAGGUGAGAGGGACUGGCGCUCACCUGCCACAGCCUCCCAGCACCUAAAGGCCCGCUCAGUUCUCCACCAAAGGUGCUACAAGAACCUUCUGCGUGCCUGCACCUGCUGCCUUUGGCACGUCUGCGUGUACCGGUGUGUGCGUCGGGCGCUGGGCCCUUUAGGGUUCCUCAGAUAGGGUCAUCAGGUCAAAGGUCUGGACCUUCCCUUGCCAUCAGCGGGGUCCGGGCCCUGGCCCAGGUCUGAGGAGUUUGCUGGGGAGGCCCCCAGGCCCAUCCGCCCUCCCAGCUGGGGUGUGGGGGGAGGGGAGCCCCAGCCCCACCCUUCUCCUUCUUUGGGGGGGGGGUCCACCCGACCAGUCGGGCCCUUGCUGUACGUGGUGGGGACUGAAGCAAAGGGGAGACCCCCAUCCCAAGCUCCCCCUUCCUCCUGGGCAUUUGCCCCAGGGCGGGGGGUUGGGGGGGAGCUUGGACACCCUUCCAAGGGUCUCCCGCUUUUCCCACGCCCCUCUUUUGCUUCUGACCACUGCCCUGGGCAGCUUCUCUUUCCUUUGCUGCCAGGGAGCUGAGGUGUCAGUGGCAGAGACCAAAGCCCCAGUUUGCGGCUUGGGCCCUGGGAGGCAGGCAGGCCAAAGGAGGAAUGGGCCGGGGGUCUGCUGCUUGGGGGAGGCAGCCUGGCUGGCCAGCCCUGGCGCCCUGCCUGGGCUCGGCUUGGCCUGAGUGGUGGGGCUUUGCACGCGGCUCCAGGUGACUUCCUGGUGUGUCAGCUCAGAGUCACGAUGGCAGAAGGAGGAGACAGAAAGGGAAUUCGGUUGGGUAACAAACACCUUGUCCGAAGCACGGGAGGACUCUUCCUUCCAAACCUCUCUGGCGGGGGCUGCAGCGUGGCCCCUGUCCCUCCUCACCCUGGAUGUAGAACGAGGGCCGGCACAGGGUCUGGGGGGCUGGUGCUCCUGGACCCCUCCCCACCCUGCCCUUUGUGUUGCCUCCGUGGCCGUCCAAGUGCCAAUUGGCUCCCCCCAAAUAAGGGCUGGUAUCUCUCCUCUGUCCCCGGAGGUGAUUGCCCCCAACCCCCACCCCAGGUGAGCGUCCACCUGGGUGCCAGUUACAGGUGUUUCCAGAGACCAUAGAAAUGUGUUUUCCUGAGAGUCUGUGUCAUUCGUGACUUUUUUUGUAAAGAAGUUGUGUUUUCAGAGGUGAUUUUAUGACAGGAAAGUGAAAGAAUUAGUUUUGCAAAAAACAGAAAAAACAAAAAAAGAAGAAAAAAACAAGAAAUAGAAAAAAAUAUCGUGGGAUUCCUAUGGGGUUGGGGCGGGUGGGGAGAAAGAGAUAUUUAAAGAAAAAUUAGUAACGCAGUGAUUGCACAGGCGAGGCGGCGACGUUCAGAACGUGGAUAGAAGCCGGGAGGGCCCCGGGUGCCAGCCACCGCCCUUCCCGGGCCCGAGGCAGGGUCGGCCCUGCCCCCUCUGCUGGGCGCAGACUCCACACCUGUCCUCGCUCAAAAGGAAGGAUGGCCCCUGGUCCCUCUAGGAACUUACCAGAAGCUGCAGGGACCAGACGCAGAGCUGAGAUGGGGGGUGGGGGCACGGCGCAUGGGAGGGUCCGUAGGGAUCCGGCCGUGGCCAGGACCCGUCGUGGGUGACUUUCUCCAGGGGGGCUGCUGAGUCAGGAUAGUUGGGUUCCUCACCCUCCUCCAUUCCUUUGCCAGCUAUCUGGUCUCCCCACCACCACCCCAUGGGGGCAUUUCCCUCUCCGUCGCCCCAAAGAUCAUGACACCCCCAAGCUUCCUUGGCCACGAGGGCCACACAGGUGGCAGGCAGGCAGGAGCUGUGGCCUCUGGGGGAGUCUUAGGUGGUGGUCACAGCGGGUGGGAGGUAGCCGCCGUGGCGAGAGGGAGAGCCUGCCCCUUCUCCUUCCACUGGCAGGUGGCUGCUGCCCUUGGCCCACAGCUGUGCAGCCGAGGCCCAGGCAGCAGGCACGUCGCUCCCAGGUGGACGGCUCCCCCGCAGGGGGCCUGAGUGGGCACCGGGUCAAGAGGAAGCGGGGCUCUCCCUCCCUCUCCCAGGGUGCCUCCGAGCCGGGUUCCGCAGCCCCACACACACUCUUGCACGGAUCAGCCUCCCACCGGCCCUUUCUCCCCCACGGCUGCUCUUCGGUGUGCUACCUGCCAGGCAGAAGUUGCAGUCCGGUUUGCUUUAUUUUUAUAUGUGAAAGACCCCUCAGAGCCCGCUCUCCUCCCAUGUUCAAUAUUGACUGGGGUCAUCCCCCUUCACGCUACCCCCUCCCCACCCCUAGGUCAUAGGAAGCAUGAGGUCUGAGGUUUGAGGUGGGAAGUUGGGACACGUCCCUGUCUCAUUCCCCACCCAGCCCCUCAGUUUGCCCUUUUGUGAAAUGGGUGUAUCGGGUGGCAAGGUGUUGCCUAAAGCACUGCUGGUGUCCAGGCAGCUGCUGAGGAUCGGGUGGUUGAGGUUGCUGGCCCUGUACCCUCCAGCCUCCCACAGCCCCCUUUCGUUCUCACCCUGCAAAGGGCUUGGGGCCAAAACGGACUCCAGCCUUCCUCUGCCCUGGAAAGAGGCAGUGAUCAAGUCCCCAGCCUCGGUGCGAGGCGGGUACAGCGGGCAGGGUUGCCGCAUUCAAAGGACCAGGAGGGGACUCUGAGAGGCAGAGGUGCCUCACUGGAGUGAAGAGCCCAGCUGCUCUGGCCUUUUGGGGCAAACCUCUUGAAAAGGCUGGAACCCGGGCCCUGGAGCCACUGCGAAGGGUCGGGGCAGGGGGUUUACCUGGCGCCAGGCGGUCCUGGGUGAGGGGUCAGCCCAAAGGAGAAAAGCUCGAAGAGCUGGGCUGCCACUAGCCUUUCUAGCCUCUGGGUGGACCCCCCCCCCCCCCGCCUUUCUUUCCUUUGGGGGUUUUGUUGGUUGUUUUUUGGUUGUUUUUUUUUUUUUUUUGCACUUGGCCCACGCCGGACAGUGGAUGCAGUGGUCAGGUCCACUUUCAGGCUCCCAUGCACUAGCCCAAGGCAGCCCCUUGGGGGCUUGUAUGGUUUAAGGAAUCACUUUUGAAAAGAGGAAAGUGUUUAAAGGUUUUCGUUUCUGUUUUUUUGUUUUUCUCUGUCUGCAUCUCCUCUCAGAUUCAGAAAGACCAGAAUUAGGGGCUGAAACUCCAGGAGAGGGUCUCCCUAGCCUGCCCGUCUCGCUGACGGUCACCAGGACACCAAGAGGGGGACAGGCCGGAUGGGGAUUGAGGACCCCACCUCCCAGCGGGGUCCCUCUCAUCCAGCCUUGAGGGCGUCAGCACCUUACUCCAGUGAGUGAGCGCCUACUGUAUGCAGAGCUUCAGCUAGGCAAAGGAGGCUGGCCGUUCUAACGAGGGACCCCUCACAAGAGGCCACAGUGGAAGGAACCCAGGGUUCCGGGGGCCUCCCCCUGCUGUCGGGUGGAGUUGAGAUGGAGACUGCUUGUUGUUGGUUUUAAUUUAAAAACACAAAGGCCUAAAGAAAUGUAUCUUAUAAUUUUUUUAAUUUUUGAAAAGCUCAUUUAAUGAAUCGUGCACGAAUGAAUUCUAUAUAUAUAAAAUAUACAUAUAUAGCUCUAUAUUUGGGGGGGGCGCUCUGUCUCUUUUAUUUCUCUCUCAUUUUAAAAAUGAAGUGUCAUUGCCUUUGUCUGUGGUUCAACCAUCCAGCUCCCAGCUGGCUAAACUUUGCCUCCAGUGGUUCAAGACAGGAAACUUGUAGGGGUAGCAGGAGACCCGGAAAUGAAGACGCCCUCCCCAGCGCGGGGCAGGGUCCGCAGCCCAGCUGCCCUGCGGGUGGAGAAAACGGCUUGUGUUGGGUGCGGGUUUUGGUUCUGUUGUUCUGGAUGCGGUUGUUUUUGGGCCAGGGGAGGGGGGUCUGUGCUGAUACUCUGUCUUGUACGUUUUGUUCUGCUGCUCUUCAGUAUCGUAUCAACGCCAGGAAGGGGGGCGUGAGAAGCCUCUUUGGCCCCCCAAAUAAAUUGUCACAUUCCGAAGCUAA